This is a messenger RNA of Metarhizium album ARSEF 1941, 1638 nucleotides long. Its product is annotated as T-complex protein 1 subunit epsilon. NCBI's taxonomy places the organism in Eukaryota, Fungi, Ascomycota, Sordariomycetes, Hypocreales, Clavicipitaceae. Bases 1 to 1638 code for a protein of 545 amino acids. The transcript has 4 exons. Gene Ontology annotation, cellular component: chaperonin-containing T-complex. The record is from RefSeq and is a predicted model, not a curated record. Gene Ontology annotation, molecular function: ATP binding; ATP hydrolysis activity; ATP-dependent protein folding chaperone. Gene Ontology annotation, biological process: protein folding.
AUGUCACUGACAACCUUCUUGAGGGAUGAGCAAGGCCGACCCUUCAUCGUUGUCCGAGAUCAGGGGAAAAAGAAGCGUCAGUUCGGAAACGAGGCCGUCAAGUCCCACAUUCUCGCGGCCAGAACCGUAGCAAAUCUUGUCAAGUCCUCCCUCGGCCCUCGAGGCCUGGACAAGAUCCUCAUCUCCCCGGACGGAGACAUCACAGUCACCAACGAUGGGGCCACCAUCCUGCAGCAGAUGGAAAUAGGCAACCACAUCGCCAAGCUUCUAGUAGAGCUUUCCAAAUCCCAGGAUGACGAAAUUGGCGACGGUACCACCGGUGUUGUUGUCCUGGCUGGUGCUUUGCUAGAGCAAGCUGCCGACCUUAUUGAUAAGGGCAUCCACCCUAUCCGUAUUGCCGACGGGUACGACCAAGCGUGUGACAUCGCCGUCGCCGAGCUGGACCGAAUCUCAGACACAAUCGACUUCACAAGGACGAGUACUGCCAACCUGGUCAAGGUUGCGCGAACAAGCUUGGGCAGCAAGAUCGUCUCCAAAGCACACGACCAGUUUGCCAACAUUGCAGUGGACGCCGUCCUGUCUGUAGCGGAUCUGGAACGAAAGGACGUCGAUUUCGAACUGAUCAAGGUCGACGGCAAGGUUGGAGGCUCGCUCGAAGAUACGCUACUCGUCAAGGGCGUCAUUGUCGACAAGGACUUUUCUCAUCCGCAGAUGCCUUCUGAAGUGCGAGACGCCAAGAUUGCCAUCCUGACCUGCGCCUUUGAGCCUCCUAAGCCCAAGACCAAGCACAAGCUCGAGAUCACCAGUGUUGAAGAGUUCAAGAAACUACAAAGCUACGAGAGGGAGAAGUUUAUCGAGAUGAUCCAGCAGGUCAAGGACACUGGCGCCAACUUGGCCAUCUGUCAGUGGGGGUUCGACGACGAGGCCAACCACUUGCUACUCCAGAACGGUCUUCCAGCCGUGCGCUGGGUUGGCGGUCCCGAGAUCGAGCUGAUUGCCAUUGCUACCAAUGGCAGAAUAGUACCGCGGUUCGAAGAUCUCAAGCCUGAGAAGCUGGGUUCGGCGGGUAUCGUCAGAGAGAUGACUUUUGGCACAACAAGAGAGAAGAUGCUGGUCAUUGAGGAGUGUGCCAACACCCGCGCCGUGACCAUUUUCUGUCGUGGCAGUAACAAGAUGAUUAUCGACGAAGCUAAGCGAUCACUUCACGACGCCUUAUGUGUGGUACGAAACUUGGUGCGCGACAACCGUGUCGUCUACGGCGGCGGCGCUGCCGAGAUUGCCUGUUCUCUAGCUGUCGAGGAUGCAGCCGUCCGGACGCCAGGUUUGGAGCAGUACGCCAUGCGCGCGUUCUCUGAAGCUUUGGAUACUGUCCCCAUGACACUAGCUGAGAAUAGUGGUCUCAACCCCAUUUCUACUCUAGCUGAAGUGAAGAGUCAACAGGUCAAGGCUGGGCCCGACAGCCGAGGUAAGCUUGGUGUUGACUGCAUGGGACGUGGAAACAACAAUAUGAAGGACGCUUUUGUCAUCGACCCCUUGAUUGGGAAGAAGCAGCAGCUUCAGCUGGCCACGCAGCUAUGUCGCAUGGUUUUGAAGGUGAACAAUGUCAUUGUUUCUGGCUCGGGCGACGACGAGUUUUAG